Molecule: messenger RNA, 990 nt
Organism: Saccostrea cuccullata (small rock oyster)
Lineage: Eukaryota; Metazoa; Mollusca; Bivalvia; Ostreida; Ostreidae
Product: transcription factor E3-like
Exons: 7
Coding region: 1-990 (329 amino acids)
Biological process (GO): regulation of transcription by RNA polymerase II
Cellular component (GO): nucleus
Molecular function (GO): DNA-binding transcription factor activity, RNA polymerase II-specific; RNA polymerase II cis-regulatory region sequence-specific DNA binding; protein dimerization activity
Source: RefSeq, a predicted model, not a curated record
AUGUUGAUAAUUUCUGCCUCAGGACCCUUUAAUUUUACCCUGCGUCAGGAGAGGGUAGAUGCUUUAAUUGGUGAUGUCAUCCAAAUAGACUCAAAAUUCAAUUCCAUAAAUGAAGGGAGGCAGAGAGGGCUAGGUGACUGGCCUGAUAGAUGGAUAGUCAGUAGUCAGAAAUUUGUAUUUCAGAAUCACGGAGACGAUGGGAAAUAUGUUAAUCUGCCGGAUAGUGAGCCAAAUAUAGUCUCUGAACUACAGGAAAUGGAAGUCAAGAAAAAAGACAGGAUAAAGAAAGACAAUCACAAUAUCAUUGAGCGAAGACGGAGAUACCACAUAAACGACAGAAUAAAAGAAUUGGCAUCUUUACUACCACCAUCAACACCGCAGUCAAUGAAACUUCACAAGGGUUCAAUUUUAAAAGCAUCAGUAGAAUACUUGAAAGAUCUUAAGAAAGACAAAGAAAAAUUGGCAAGAUGUGAAACCAGACAAAAAGAAAUGGAAGCAAAAUAUCAGAAAAUUCUGAUAAGAAAGUUUCAAAUCGAGCUGAAAAUGAGACUUCAUGGACUUUCGAUGGAAUUAGAUUUCAAACGAGGAAUGAAAAAUAAGAAAGCAAAGAAGAGUUUCGACAAAGUCGACGAAAUAGUAGAAAAUCUGAUAGAGCAAAAGAAAGGGAGUGCUGAAAACACCAAUGAUCUAACUUUACCACAGAGGGACAAGCUGGAAAUCCCUAAGCAAGGUCAAAUGUUUUCUGUACAAAACAUCUUACCUACAUCAAAGAUGGCGGCAGAUUCUUUACCCCUGUUUUCUUCUAGCAGUGAGUUAAGCAUUAAACAGUCCGAUAUUUUUUCUGGAUCUGCUCGAAAGCCAAAAUAUCAGUGUUGUUCAACUAAGUCUUUCCCAUUCUCCUCUUGUCAUCAUUUGAGUUCUACUGAGAAAGCUGCAUCAACAAAAGUGACUAGCAGCAUGCUCGAAACAUUACUAAGGAAGUCUGAAUAA